Xyrauchen texanus (razorback sucker) is the source of this 6656-nucleotide messenger RNA. RefSeq names its product cAMP-specific 3',5'-cyclic phosphodiesterase 4D-like. The coding region runs from base 1081 to 3219 and encodes 712 amino acids. The transcript is spliced from 16 exons. The record is from RefSeq and is a predicted model, not a curated record. Gene Ontology annotation, biological process: signal transduction. NCBI's taxonomy places the organism in Eukaryota, Metazoa, Chordata, Actinopteri, Cypriniformes, Catostomidae. Gene Ontology annotation, cellular component: perinuclear region of cytoplasm; cytosol; nucleus. Gene Ontology annotation, molecular function: 3',5'-cyclic-AMP phosphodiesterase activity.
CACACCCUGUACAGCCCUGGGCCGGUGCUGCAGCAGAGUAAGAGAGCACACAAUUGCAAGAGAAGAACCAGGAACACUGCUGUUCUGGCUGGAGAAAGAGAAAGCGACAGAAAGAGCACCCUCGAGAUUAUGUCGAGUGACAGAGCCCAAGCACAGACGACGCAUGACAUGCGACAGUGACUCUGAGAGGUUUAGCACGUGCUACAAGAGUGCUUCGAAUGCAUUAAUUGGAUUCUCGCUGCACAGUGAUUGUGGGAUCAUUCAGCCGAAACAGGACAGGAGAAAGCAGGCAACCCUAAUAUGACACUCGGCUUGUUCUCUCCUCUACAUCUCAUGCCUUACGGCUACUCCACCCAUUCCUUCAGCAAACAGUGUUGAAUUAAUAAGAGCUGUCUGCACUAAGAGAAUCAGUAGCUUAGACAGUGCUUGUGAGGAGUGGAGUGCUUACUUUUUUAGGGGGAAUGUGUGCAACCUCGACCAUCAAUAAUUCCAGGACUUGACUGGAAUACUGAGGACAACCACAGCCCACCGGAUCGGAUCGGAUCGGAUCUGUCAUCCUUCUCUCCAUGGAGCCAGGAAUAUUACGGUUUCCUGGAGUCAAAUGCUUGCAUAACUAUCAUUCAAAUGAAGCGUUUUCCUUGGAUGCCUUGGAGAAAACGCACAUGAGGAACAGUUGUCAAUAAAAAGACUUCAAAAUGAGGAUUGACCAUGAUGAAUUUCAAAUUCCACAUAAAAGGCAGUGGAAAGACCCUCGUGCUACGAUUUGUUUGUUGUUUUUGCUCUACUACUAUGGAAUAACCCUUUGACAUUUUCUGUUGACAUGCUCAUCGUUAAGUUGCCUUAACUUUUUAUUUAUGCACACUGCCUAAAUAGAAGUUUAAAUGCUUAAAGCAUCUUCUCAGGACUCUUCCAUGGAGUAGUAGACAAGAGAAGAUGUUCUUUGUGUCACUUUGGACAGACUUCUUGUUGUUGAGAUGAUUGGAGAUAUGUAAGUAGAGGGUAUAAUGGCUGUCCCAUGGGCCACAUAAGAGCUUUUUAUUUCCAAGAGAGAGAAGCCAACUAAACCAAACCUUCGCUUAAAUGAAGACUGGCCGCAGUUGCACAGGAAGGGAGAAAAAAAUUAUGCACGUCAACAACUUCCCGUUCCGAAGGCAUUCUUGGAUAUGCUUUGACGUGGACAAUGGCACGUCGUCAGGACGUAGUCCUCUGGAUCCCAUGACGAGUCCAGGAUCAGGCCUGAUUCUUCAGGCAAACUUUGUGCACAGCCAGCGGAGGGAAUCCUUCCUGUACCGCUCUGACAGUGACUAUGACCUGUCACCUAAGUCCAUGUCCCGAAACUCCUCCAUCACCAGUGACAUGAAUAACCACCUGCAGAGGCCCGGCCUGGUCUCUCGGAGAUCUGAGCCGGUCAUUAGUGGAAAUCAUGGCGAUGACUUCAUCGUUACACCGUUUGCACAGGUGCUGGCUAGUUUGCGGACAGUACGGAAUAACUUUGCCACGUUAACAAACAUUCAGCAAGAUCGAACGUCCAACAAGCGAUCGCCCAUGUGUAAUCAACCGCCUCUCACGAAGGCCUCCUUCACAGAGGAGGCCUACCAGAAGCUGGCCACCGAGACCUUGGAGGAGCUGGACUGGUGCCUGGACCAGCUGGAGACCGUGCAGACCCGACACUCGGUCAGCGAGAUGGCCUCCAACAAGUUCAAGCGGAUGUUGAACAGGGAGUUAACGCACCUCUCUGAGAUGAGCAGAUCUGGUAACCAGGUCUCAGAGUACAUCUCCAACACAUUUUUAGACAAACAGCAUGACGUGGAGAUGCCCUCCUCACAGACACAGAAGGAGAAGGACAAGAAGAAAAAGCCCAUGUGUCAGAUCAGUGGCGUGAAAAAACUAAUGCACAGCACCAGCCUCACCAACUCCAACAUUCCUCGCUUUGGAGUCAAAACGGAUACGGAGGACUCUUUAGCCAAGGAACUGGAGGACGUAAACAAAUGGGGCCUUAAUGUUUUUAAAGUCACAGAGUUUUCUGGCAACAGGCCUUUAACGGUGAUGAUGUACACUAUAUUUCAGGAGAGAGAAUUACUUAAAACAUUUAAAAUUCCCUUGGACACCUUCAUAACAUACCUGAUGACCUUAGAAGAUCAUUACCAUGCAGAUGUUGCGUAUCACAAUAACAUUCAUGCUGCUGACGUCACCCAGUCCACACACGUUCUGCUCUCCACACCUGCUUUGGAGGCGGUUUUCACAGACCUUGAAAUUCUUGCUGCCAUUUUCGCCAGUGCAAUUCACGACGUAGACCACCCAGGUGUCUCGAACCAGUUCCUUAUUAACACCAACUCUGAGUUGGCGCUCAUGUACAAUGACGCAUCAGUGCUGGAAAACCAUCAUCUUGCCGUCGGCUUCAAACUCCUGCAGGAGGAGAACUGUGACAUCUUUCAGAACCUUAACAAAAAACAGAGACAAUCGCUGCGCAAGAUGGUCAUAGACAUCGUCUUGGCUACUGAUAUGUCCAAACACAUGAACCUGCUGGCCGAUCUGAAGACGAUGGUGGAGACGAAGAAGGUCACCAGUUCUGGCGUGUUGCUCUUGGAUAAUUAUUCAGAUAGGAUACAAGUGCUACAGAACAUGGUCCACUGUGCGGACCUCAGUAACCCCACCAAACCGCUGCAGCUGUAUAAACAGUGGACCGAUCGCAUCAUGGAGGAGUUCUUCAGUCAGGGAGACAGAGAGAGAGAGCGAGGGAUGGAGAUCAGUCCCAUGUGUGACAAACACAAUGCAUCAGUAGAGAAGUCUCAGGUGGGCUUCAUCGACUACAUUGUCCAUCCACUGUGGGAGACUUGGGCCGACCUCGUCCACCCGGACGCCCAGGACAUUCUGGACACAUUAGAGGAUAACAGAGAGUGGUACCAGAGCACCAUUCCUCAGAGCCCGUCUCCCACUCCAGACCAGUCUGAAGAGGGCAGCCGAUCCGGCGGCGCUGAGAAGUUCCAAUUUGAACUGACCCUUGAAGAGGACGGGGAGUCAGACACGGAGAAGGACAGCGGCAGCCAGGCCGAGGAGGAAGAGGAUGAGGACAACAGCUGUAGUGACUCCAAAACGCUCAUCACGCAGAACUCGGAAUCCACAGAGAUUCCUGAGAGCGAGGAGGGGAUUUCCGAGGAAGUUUCCAUGGAACCCAGCAUGGACGAGGAGGAGGAAGACGAGCAGUCUGCAGACACAUAGCAGCGUGUCUGGACCGUGUAAACUGAACGCCAUGAUGGCAAAAAACGUUAAAUAUUUAAUAAUUGACAGUAAAAUUGACUUCCAAAGCGCACGUUGCACUCCAAGACCUUGGCCUCUCUGUGUCUCAUUCUGUCUCUCUACGAGCUGCUUGGAGACGAAAGGUCAUUAAGACGGUAGGUUGUCGUUUUAUUUACUCAGGAAUAACAUUUAGUCCUCUUGUUUUUUCGAGCUUUCUUUUGUUUACCUUCGCCUGGCCCGCAUCUUCUAGCAGAUGGCUGAUGAUGUCUGUUGACACUGUCCGUGCGGACGCCCAUCCUCCCGUUCUUCUCUGUGGUUCAGAGCAGGAAAAUCUUCCGCCCCAGGUCAAAUAAACAUACGGAGGGCCGUUACUGUAGACGCCCGCUGCACAAAGCAAUCGGAGGAGAUUACGCUCACAGAAACGACACCAGCCGUGGCCAGUGAGGAAAAACAUAGAAAGGAACGCAUUUCCUUGGAUUUCAAAGAGACCUGUUUUUCUACGUUUUAAGUCUUCCUAAACUUUGACUGAAAACAGACAUAAAACUCAACUUGUUGCUGUCAUGGCCUCUUGGAUGAUUUUGUACGGUAUACAUAAAGAUUUUUACGUUACUUUUAAUAACAAAACAGCAGCUGUUGUGUUUUCAAGGAAACUUAACGUGAAGGGUAACUUGCAAGUACGCAACGUGACAGUCGCCCUGCGUCAGUUUGUGCUUUUUCCAUCAUACAUCACUGCUGUGUUGCACAAAUCCUCUCCUUUUAGAUUUAAGAAGCUGUACGUCAUUUUUCUGUUUUUUUUUUUUUUUACUUAGUAAAACAUUUACCUCCAGUGAGCCUCUUAAUACUUAAUACUUUUUUGCCAUUUUACUCCUGUAGUUUUAUCGUGUUUCAAAGCAAUGAUUUUGGCAACAAGUUACUUGAAAGUGAAUGUUCUCUUAAUGCAUCAUAAUAAUAUGUGUUCUUAUGAAUAAUUGUAACCGGGUGAUUCUCAUGAAACCCAUCAAGAAAAUGUCAUGGUCAGUUAACUCAAGAUACGCUUUAAAGGUGUAACCAUGAAUACAAUGUUAGAAUUAUAACUUUGGUAACAAUUAUUUAUGAAACAAUAUUAUCCAUUAUUUUAUGACAUUAUAAAUGUCUUUAUAAUUGAUUAUACAGACUUAAUAAUAAUUGAUCUAUUGUCACACAUUAUACAUACAACAAAUAAUUUUUUUCACAUAUCCCUGCUAAGCUGGGGUCAGAGUGCAGGGUCAGCCAUGAUAUGGCACACCUGAAGCAGAUAGGCUCAAGGGCCCAACAGUGGUGUCUUGGUGGUGUUGGGGCUUGAACCCCCAACCUUCUGGUCAGUAACCCACAGCCUUGCCUACCAAGCCACCACUGCCCAAGUAUAGUGUCACUUCAAGUAUAGUGUCAUUAUGCUUUCUCUAAAAAUCCGCCUUAUAAUCCUUAUAGACAUUUUAAUCACCAAGCAAAGGUCUUUUUUUUUUUUUUUUUGCUAAGAAAACAUCUUGUUCUAGCUUAUAACUCCAGGUCAACCAAAUCUUUUAAUGGCAACAUCCUGUUAUGGGUGUAUCACACAUUAAAAGCUACUAAAUAAAGUACUUCGGUAAUAACGACAUCUGUUUGCACAAGCUGCUGUUGGAGAUUUUAUAGCGUGCGAGACUUUGAACUCGACACAAUUAAAUCGUGCUCUUCAUUAUUUAUUUAUUUUUAUUUUGCCUGUUUAUUUAUUUACUGAGGAUCUGAAACGAGCUUUAAACUACAACCUACAGAGGUCAUUCUGAAACCUUAUAGGUCAAAAGUUCUGCGCACAGAUAAUCUACGAUCGUAGGGUACGCGUUGUGCAAUGCUCUCCGAAAUACGAUUACACAAGCUGUUGGUAUGACAUGAUUUCAUUGCUUGUUUGUUUGACGUUUUGAGUCAUAAAACACAAAUCGUUCAUCCCAUUAGAUCAGAGAUUUUUCUCUUAGGGCUAGAUGCAGUUUAGCGUCAAUUCCGCAUUUGCGCAUUUCAUGCCAAAAGUUCUCCAUGCACUAUGCGACACGCGGCGCUCUUUGGCUUUUAAUAACGAAUUAUUAUUUAUACGUGUAUAUGCUUUUAUUUAUUAUGUUGCCGCAUCGCUUCUGUUUGAAAGCAGUACCCUACUGUAGACCAUCAACUGUAGCGUAAAGCGUGUGGACUUGCAAGUUACUAAAAACUAUUGUCUUUUUUGUCGUGUACAUAGAACAAACCUUUUUAAAGGCUGUAGGAAAUAUAACAUGCUCACAGAAACUUGAAUUCUGGCUUUUGAGUAGUACUGUUUUUUGUUAUUAUAUAUAUAUAUAUAUAUAUAUUAUUAUUAUUAUUAUUAUUUAAGUUUGUGCCAUGAUAUUUCUUUCCUCACCAGAUGACCUUACCUAAUUAUGGAUUUUAUUUUUUCGUUAUUUUUUUUUGCUGUUUACAAUGUAUUUAUUUUGCUGUACAUAUUGUAAUUUUUGUUGUAAAUGAUGACGGAUUCUAAACUUCAUUCGAAGGGCGAUGGAGUUGAUGUAUUUGGUAAACUCUUGUUGAGAGAAUGUUUAUUAUUUUAAAUAUUAUCCGAUGUAAAAAAAACAAAGAUUAAUAUUCUCUAUAAAAAUUAAAACCGAAAAAAUAAAAAAAAGUCACCUUCAAGCUUGUUUAUGGAAAACUAGGCGAAAAGCCAAACAAUAUGAGACAAGUCGCCACUGGCGUUUGGCCCCAGGGCUGUGCCUUAACUUAAAAACGUAUUUUAUUUGUCUGUAUGUCUGUUUGUACAUGUCCCGUCUCUUUACGUGUUAAAGAACUGUCUGAGAGGAUGUGUAAUCCAUUCGCUGCCAGGGUAUCAGGGCAUAUUAUGCGCUGCAUUUAAAUCUAAAGCUUAGGACAUUAGUUUGAUUCCUUUAUUUGGUCCAAUAGUGGCACAUAGUGAACACUGCUGUCAUUGCUUUGGUUUCAGAUGCCGAAUGCAAUGCAGUGGAUGCAAUAGACUCUCAGAUAUGCGUAGAAACAGUUCAGUUUGCUCUAGAGGUGCCUGGCUGCGUAAUGUUCUAUUUUCAAGCUGUUCUUUAACUUUGUUCAGGCACUGUCUGCUACCUUUGUGUCAUCCAGCCUUGUAGAUGUGCUUGUGCACUGAACACUUUCAGAUGUUAAAUAAGCAUAUUUUCUGACACACAUACUGUAGAUUUUAGCAGCCCUGGACCAAAGCCAAUCGUGGCUAUUAUUAUUAUUAUUACUAAUUAUUAUUACUGGUAUUUUUCAAUGUCAUUAAAGGGAUACAUGAACUGAUACUUUAACAUUGAUUUCUAAGUUCUGAUGAUACUUUUGUCUCUUACAGUUUUUUGAUGGUACUGUAGAUCCAACUCGAAUCGAUUCAGAGUCCAUAAACUAAACAUUUUUAUAUGCAACAAAUGAAAUAAAAGCAUGGG